This is a messenger RNA of Myotis brandtii (Brandt's bat), 676 nucleotides long. RefSeq names its product H-2 class I histocompatibility antigen, alpha chain-like. Gene Ontology annotation, molecular function: peptide antigen binding; signaling receptor binding. The annotation marks the transcript as partial. Gene Ontology annotation, cellular component: external side of plasma membrane. Lineage: Eukaryota; Metazoa; Chordata; Mammalia; Chiroptera; Vespertilionidae. Gene Ontology annotation, biological process: antigen processing and presentation of endogenous peptide antigen via MHC class Ib; positive regulation of T cell mediated cytotoxicity; antigen processing and presentation of endogenous peptide antigen via MHC class I via ER pathway, TAP-independent. The record is from RefSeq and is a predicted model, not a curated record. The transcript has 2 exons.
AGUAGAAUGUCCUUCCAGGUGCCUCUGUCCAGACUGGUGUGUGUGCUGUGUGCUCCCUCCUCCACCCCAGGAGUCUGUCCACUCUCAGGAUGGUCAUUUGGGCGCUGCUGGAGUGUCCCAUGGUGGAUGCAAAGUUCCUGCAUUUUCUCUCCUCCCCUCAGACCCUCCAAAGGCACACGUGACCCACCACCCCGUCUCUGCCCAAGAGGUCACCCUGAGGUGCUGGGCGCUGGGCUUCUACCCUGCGGACAUCAGCCUGACCUGGCAGCGUGACGGGGAGGACCAGACCCAGGACAUGGAGCUGGUGGAGACCAGGCCUGCGGGGGACGGCACCUUCCAGAAGUGGGCGGCCGUAGGGGUGCCCCCUGGAGAGGAACAGAGAUACACGUGCCAUGUGCAGCACGAGGGGCUGCCCGAGCCCCUGACCCUGAGAUGGGAGCCUCCUCCUCAGACCUUCAUCUUCAUCAUCAUGGGCAUUGCUGGGGGCCUGGUUCUGCUGGGAGCUGUGGCUGGAGCUGUGAUGUGGGGGAGGAGGCGCUCAGGUGGGCAGGGGUGGGGUCUGAGUGUCUGUCCCACUGGGGAUUCAGGCCCAGGUAGACUCGAGUCCUGCCUCCUUCAUGGGAAGCACCAUCCCCACGCAUGUGAUGGCCUGUGUGGGGCUCUGUGCUCACACUUA